Messenger RNA from Apus apus (common swift), 6480 nucleotides. It is a transcript of the gene HSPA12A, whose product is annotated as heat shock protein family A (Hsp70) member 12A. The transcript is spliced from 12 exons. The record is from RefSeq and is a predicted model, not a curated record. Lineage: Eukaryota; Metazoa; Chordata; Aves; Apodiformes; Apodidae. Bases 99 to 2117 code for a protein of 672 amino acids.
CCCUGACAAGGCAACCAGCCGCUCUAAGCUUUGCGAGCAGCAUCCCGGCUGUCCCCAGCAGCACUGACUCCAGAACCCGGCUCUCCUGCCGCACACGGAUGAGGCGGGGUGCCACGCCCGGCCGCAGAGGGGAUGCAGUUUCCACAUCUGCUUACUCAUCACCAGCCAAAAGUCUGGGAGACCCUGGAAUUACUCCUCUGUCUCCAUCACAUAUUGUGAAGGACUCUGAUGCAGACGAUGCUGUAGAACAGUUAUUUCUUGUUGUUGUGGCUAUUGAUUUUGGCACAACAUCCAGUGGCUACGCCUACAGCUUCACCAAGGAACCAGAAUGUAUUCAUGUAAUGAGACGAUGGGAAGGUGGAGAUCCUGGUGUAUCCAACCAGAAGACACCAACAACAAUCCUCCUAACACCAGAGAGAAAGUUUCAUAGCUUUGGGUAUGCAGCAAGAGAUUUCUACCAUGAUUUGGAUCCCACUGAAUCAAAGCACUGGUUGUAUUUUGAAAAGUUUAAGAUGAAGCUACAUACUACUAGUAAUCUUACCAUGGAGACAGACCUGACAGCUGCAAAUGGCAAAAAAGUCAAAGCACUUGAGAUAUUUGCUUAUGCCCUGCAAUUCUUUAAGGAACAGGCAUUAAAGGAGCUCAGCGACCAAGGAGGCUCAGAUUUUGAAAACAAUGAAGUAAGAUGGGUCAUUACAGUGCCUGCUAUUUGGAAGCAGCCUGCAAAGCAGUUUAUGAGACAAGCUGCCUACAAGGCAGGAAUGGCAUCUCCUGAAAAUCCCGAGCAGUUGAUCAUUGCCCUGGAACCUGAGGCUGCCUCUAUCUACUGCCGAAAGCUCCGCCUGCACCAGAUGAUAGACCUGAGUAGUAGGGCACCUGUCAAUGGUUAUAGCCCAAGUGACACUAUUGGAACUGGAUUUACACAGGCUAAGGAACACGUCCGUCGCAAUCGACAGAGUCGUACCUUUUUGGUGGAAAAUGUCAUAGGAGAGAUCUGGUCUGAGCUGGAGGAAGGUGACCGUUACAUCGUUGUUGACAGUGGAGGAGGCACAGUGGAUAUAACUGUCCAUCAAAUAAGGCUCCCUGAAGGACAUCUCAAGGAGCUCUACAAGGCAACAGGUGGACCAUAUGGCUCUCUAGGUGUCGACUAUGAAUUUGAAAAGCUCCUGUGUAAAAUAUUUGGAGAAGAUUUUAUUGAGCAGUUUAAAAUCAAGCGUCCUGCUGCCUGGGUAGAUCUGAUGAUAGCCUUUGAGUCACGUAAACGAGCAGCAGCUCCAGACAGGACCAAUCCACUCAACAUCACUCUGCCUUUCUCCUUCAUUGACUAUUACAAGAAGUUUCGAGGUCACAGUGUAGAACAUGCAUUGAGGAAAAGCAAUGUGGACUUCGUGAAGUGGUCCUCCCAGGGAAUGCUGAGGAUGAGCCCAGAUGCAAUGAAUGCUCUUUUCAAGCCUACAAUUGACCAGAUCAUUCAGCACCUUAGUGAUGUAUUUGAUAAGCCAGAAGUGACCAAUGUCAAGUUUCUGUUCCUGGUGGGUGGCUUUGCUGAAUCCCCCUUACUCCAACAAGCUGUCCAGAGUGCUUUUGGUUCAAGAUGUCGAGUCAUCAUUCCUCAGGAUGUGGGGCUCACUAUCCUCAAAGGAGCUGUUCUCUUUGGUCUAGACCCUGCUGUCAUCAAAGUGCGGCGCUCCCCUCUCACCUAUGGGGUGGGUGUGCUCAACAGGUUUGUGGAAGGGAAGCAUCCACCGGAGAAGCUUCUGAUCAAAGAUGGCACACGCUGGUGCACUGAUGUCUUUGACAAAUUUAUCUCAGCUGACCAAUCUGUGGCCCUUGGAGAAACUGUGACACGCAGUUACACACCUGCCAAACCUUCUCAGUUAGUAAUAGUGAUCAACAUCUAUAGCUCAGAACAAGAUAAUGUCAGCUUCAUCACCGAAUCUGGAGUGAAAAAGUGUGGCACCCUCCGCUUGGAUCUCACAGGAACUGAUGCUUCAGUGCCAAACCGGCGGGAGAUCAAAACACUUAUGCAAUUUGGGGACACUGAAAUCAAAGCCAUGGCCAUUGAUGUUGCCACCUCUAGAAGUGUCAAAGUUGGUAUUGAUUUCUUAAACUACUAGCAGCCCAUUUCUCCACCACAGCCUGUUCGUGAGACUGAUCUUCCACUAUUCCAUUUUAUGACGUCCAUAUGUCACGUAAUCAACUUGAAUUUCAGCAGGCUAGAUGAGAACAGCUAGUAAGGUGGGGUAUGUCAGGUUUGUGCUCUUUGAUGACCAAAGACUGGACUUUGAAUGACCCUUAAAAAGUUUUGGGAGCAGAAGUUCCAGAGGUAGAAGUUCCCAAGUUACUCAAGCAUGCUUAAAGAUCUACUUUUGUUAAGUAAAUACUGAUUUUUUGGGGGUCCUGAAGAUAAAAAUUUCAAGUGCUGAAAGUCAAUGACUUAAAUGGGAAUGGAGUUUCUUAAAUUCUGAGAUCCAACUGAAAAGUAAAUCCUCAGAAAUCCUUAAAGUUAGAUUUAGAAAAUAUAGAUAUAUUUUAGGGGCUUAACAUCGAUUGAUCCAGUUUGAAAACAAGGCGAUUAUUGUCAAAGCUCUCAGAACUAGCUGUUAGAUUAAAUAGCUAGCAUUACCCUCAUUAUAUUUGGAAAAUUAUCAAGAGCAAAGCCCUUUCCCUUUUUGGGUCUUCUAAAGUUACUUUAUUAGUUUCCAUCUGAAAUAAUAAAAUCACAGAAUAGUUGAGGUUGGAGGUGACAUCCAUUGACUAUCUGGUUCAACCCCUCAGCUCUAAGUAUUGUCACCUAGAGGCAGAUACCCUGUCCAGUUUGAAUUAUCUCCAAAGAUGGAGAUAUCUAAACUUCUGUGGGCAACCUAUUCCAGUAUUUGACAACACUCACUGCAAAACAGGUUAUUGUUCAAAAGGAAUUUCUUGAGUUUCAGUUUGUGACCAGUGCCUCUUGUUCAUUCACUGGAUACCUCUGAGAAGUCUGGCUUCAUCUUCUUCACUGUCUUCUAUCAAGCAUCUAUGUACGUUCCUGGCAUCCCCUGAGUCUUCUCCAGUCUAAAUGGUCUCAGGUCUCUCAGCUUCUCCUCACAUGACAGAGCUUUCAAUCCUUUAAUGAUCUUUAUGACCCUUUUCUGGACUCAGCCCAGUAUGUCUGUGCCUUUUACUGAGAAGCAUGGGACUGACCCCAGCACUCCAGAUGUGGUUUCACCAGGGCUGAAUAGAGGGGAGUGUUUCCUUCACCUCCUGGCACUGCUCUUCCUAAUGCAGCCCAGGAGGCUAUUGGCAUUCUUUGUUGCAAGGCCAUAUUACUGGCUCACACUCAACUUUGUGUCUACCAAGACCCUGAGGUCUUUUUUGACAAGCUGCUUCCCAGCCAGUUGGCCUGCAGCAUAUACUGGUGCAUGGCAUUGUUCCUCCCCAGGCUCAGCACUUCCCUUUGUUGAAUUCUAUCAGGUUCUUGUCUGCACAUUUCUCCAUCCUGUCGAGGUCACUCUGACCCACCUGGUUUAUCAAGCUCUUCUCCGAGCUACUAGAUUUCUUUUAUUGGUAAUCCCUGUGUUAAGAUUGGAAGUACAGUUAGGUUAUGGGUGUCCAGGAGAAUUUAAACAACUUAAAAAGAGAGAUGAUGUCCAGAUCAAAAGUAGUGCAAUACAUUUUGAGGAGCAAAUAUUUUAACUGAGUAAAAUAUGUUUCUGGAUUCAGUUGAAUGGCCAGUAAAGUGGAAAGGCAGAAGCCAAGAGAAUGAAGCUACAAAUAGCAUUAAAUAAGACAUUCCUUACAAGACUAUUAGCAGCAAUGCUGAUGCAAGUGAAAUAAAAUGAGGGUCAUGGUAGCAUCUUAAUUUCCAAAUAAUAACUUUCUGGAAGUAUUAUCCUAAGCAUGUUCACCUGGAAAAUUUCUUCUGCAACUAUAGAAGAGUUUUUAUUUUGCAAAUGCUACAGGUAGAUAACUUCUGAAAGCUACAGUCUAUAUCUGCCAUGAAUUAACUUCAGAUUCAAAUCUAAAUCCCACUUGAAACUGGCAGACUGAUACUAGCCUGUAGAAUCAUCCUAAAAUGCUGACACCUUCAGGGCAUUUAUACAGAGCUGCCUAGCUACCUGCUGGAAUUCAUUACAUUUUUUAAACUUUGCACUGUUAAUUGUUUAACCAAACCUUCAUUUCUAAUAAGUUGAGCAUGAGUUAAAUCCAUUACUGGUAAUUUUGGGAAAUGAAAGCUUCAUCAAUUGUUCCACUAAUUUAUGUUCCAAACCUGCACUUAAGCUUUCUGUGCUUAGCCUGGAGUUUUGCCACAGUAAAGAGCUGCAGAACUGGUCUACUGCAUUUUGCCAUUGAGUGUCUCCUGCAGAAUUCCCUAGUUGAAUGUGAAAUCUGUUCUGCAUUCAGCUUUAACAAAAAAAAGGACUAUGGAGAAUGCUAGUCACAGUAUCCAGCUGGAUACUUUCUAUAAUUACCAAGUGUGCUUGCUAGCAUUCAGUUUCCUGCUGCCUGCUAAAUGCUUUAAAAGCUAAAUACUGGGAUUUUUUGUGUGUUGCUUUCCAUGGUUUACAAACAAGAGAAACUUUAAGAUGAGUUAUUAACAAUAUAAUUUUAUGUAUAUACAAUAUUUAAAUAUUGUACAGACUCUUUCUUUCUACAGUGCUAUUUUCUUGUAUAAAAAAGCUCUUUGCCUCUUGAUUUCAUUCAGCUGUUAAUUUUAAAUAACAUAUUUUCUCAAUCAGCUUCUAUAAUUACAGGCUUUUAAAGAUGGUAAGAUAUGAAAUGUAAAAGGCUGCUCUUAUAAUAAUAGGAAAGAAAUGUUGGUGUGUCAGAGAAUACAACAUUCUUCCUGCAAUGCAAGUCAUGCCAGUUAAGCAUAUUACACAGAUGCACUAGUAUGUUGCUGGGAUUUUAAUUUCUUUGUUUCAGAUGGUGACCACUCCAUCUCCAACAGUUCAUCAUAAUAAUGGAUGAAUCCUCCUGUAAAACCAAGUUAAAAAUUAGAUAGAUAGCUUGAUAUACAGCAUCUUCACUAGCUUUGGGGUUUUAUUAAGGAUCUCCUUUAAUUAAAAAAAAGAAACAAACCAACAACGAACAAUACACAAACCAAAACAAGGAUCAAAAGAAAACAAACACAAAACUACCUUCCAAAGACAGACAACACUGAUUCAUUGUAGCUGCAGGUAAGACCCAGUCUUUGUCUACCACCACCACAGGACAAAAUUCUUAAAAGUAGGCUUCAGUGUCUUUGCAUCUUGUGUUAAACUGAACUGGUCCAGUUCUGCACAGGUUUGUUGCCAGUGACCUUCACUUAACACAGACUUUAGUCUAAACAUGGCUGCAACCUCCCCACCUCGAAGAGGAGGCAAACUGCAUCAUCAGGUGGGCCAUGAUUUUGGUGCUGUUUCCAGCCUUUCUGCAGGGAAUGCUGAGGGUAGUUUCUGCAGCUCUUCUGAAGCAUGGUUCCCUUCACAGUAGCUAUCUUCUGUGCUUUCUUAUUCCCCUUCUGUAAGUUUCCUUCUGGAUCCAAGCAGGGGUUGUUGCUGAAAUUACUGUAACUGUAAAAUAUGAAGUUUGCAUAUUUUUGCACUUCCUUAUUCAGUCUGAUGAGAGCACUAUCAAGUUUAUCUUUGCAGAGCACUGAACUACUGAAAAAGCUCCCAGCUGUCCUUGUUGCCCUCUUUAAAUCAAAGAAUGGAGAAUUAGCUUGUCUCUCUAAAGAAUUAGAAUUUUGAGUAGAAUAUUAUGCUGUGGUCUGUAGUUUAGAACCCAGUUGAACAACUUUACAUUGUAAGUGGCAUGUGGAUGCCCAUUUUGCUAAAGGAUGUUAGGUUGUAAAAUUAAUAUGAAAUUUAUUAGGAAAUGAGUAAUUUUUUUUUUUUAGAAUAGCAGUUCUGAUAGUUUUGCAGGAGAUUCCCUGCAGAGCAUUUUUUGGUAGGGGUUUCUGAUGACAUUGUCAACGUAAUGUGGAAAAGACAAGGCCUGUUGUCCUUGGAGAAAGCAGAAGGUCUUGGCAGAAGUUUUGGUUGAAGCAGCAACUUGCAAGUUUGGGUCCAAAUUAUUUAACUCAAGGCUGAAAGUUAGCAGCUCCUUGUGAUAGAAUGAUGAAUUGUGCUAGAAUAUGAUAGAUGUGCAGUGAUGGUUAGGACAGUUUACAUUGGUAUGAAUAUACCAAUAUUUAUAUACAGGAGUUUUAAUGCAUUAUUAUGAGAAGGCUAAUUAUAUAUUGCAGAGAUUUAAUCACCAAGUUAAGCUGCAUAUUUAUGAUACGAAGUGGCUUAAGCGGAUGAAUAGUAUAAAAGUUGUCGGGCAUAAUUUCACAAUGCUCACCUGCUUGAAAUAGUCUUAAACUAUAUUAUAAAACCAACCAUUGUGGUCUUGUUCACCUCUGUGCAAGAUAAAUUCAGAUUUCACUGAUGUUUGGAGCUGUUCACAACUUGUCUGGAUUGUAUCUUGAGUGUUCUUGUGUCUUCAAUCAUGUCAAAUAAAAUACAGUAAAACUAA